This is a messenger RNA of Tachysurus vachellii, 3858 nucleotides long. RefSeq names its product p21 protein (Cdc42/Rac)-activated kinase 5 (gene pak5). Gene Ontology annotation, biological process: protein phosphorylation; regulation of MAPK cascade; intracellular signal transduction. Gene Ontology annotation, molecular function: ATP binding; protein serine/threonine kinase activity. Gene Ontology annotation, cellular component: cytoplasm. The record is from RefSeq and is a predicted model, not a curated record. The coding region runs from base 325 to 2568 and encodes 747 amino acids. NCBI's taxonomy places the organism in Eukaryota, Metazoa, Chordata, Actinopteri, Siluriformes, Bagridae. The transcript has 10 exons.
UUAGCAGAAGUGAGGCAGCCAAAUCCCUUCCAGUCGCUAUAGGUUGGAUCUCGCGUGUUGUCGUGACGAGCCGUGAUUUGCCGUUUAUCCCGGCGUGCCUCGCGCCGCCCGUCUCAGGUGCUCUGCUUUCCCCGUGCGCUCGCGCUGCGUAGCAACAGCCCGGAUGUGAGCUUCAGCGUCUUCGCAUCAGGACCGGACCGGAGAGCGGGAAUAUGGCGCUGGCGAAAACGUAACGGUGCAUCAAUCCCGGUCAAUCACAGCGCAGGAGCACAAGAAAUGUGAGAAGUCUGUCGAAAGGCUGCAGGUCUAUCCACCUUUUCCAACAUGUUUGGAAAGAAGAAGAAAAGGCUGGAAAUCUCGGCCCCCUCGAACUUUGAGCAUCGUGUGCACACAGGGUUUGACCCCCGCGAGCAGAAGUUCACCGGGCUGCCUCAGCAAUGGCAGAGUCUCCUAGCAGACACGGCCAACCGGCCCAAACCCAUGGUAGACCCGUCCUACAUCACGCCUAUUCAGCUGGCCCCGAUGAAGACAUCUCCCAAGAAUGUCCGGUCAUCUGAAUCACCGUUGCGAAAAACCAUUGUUCGGGGCAGCAAACCACCCAAGGAUGCGUCCAUCAAUGGAUUACUUGAAGAGUUUGACAACAUAUCAGUGACACGCUCCAAUUCUCUGCGCAAAGAGAGCCCACCAGGAGCCCACCAGGCCAGUUCAGUCAAGCAGUUGUCCAUAGCUUCGGCAAACGCCAGCAGCAGCGGACCAGAGGAGAACGGCUUUAGUCACUACUUUGCCCGAUACUCCUGUGAUCUGGACAGUAGCAGAGACUUCCCACUGGAGCGGGACAAAGGUGCAUACGAUGGAGAGUGGGCGGUGGGGCGCCAUUACCGCUUCUCCUUCAAACAGAAUGGCCACACCAUUCGCAGCCAUUUCUACCCAGAUGCCAUGCCACAGAAGUCCUCAGAGUAUGCCAAGAUGCCACCAGAUUACCACGCCUACUUAGAGAGCAAGGUGCGUCUGUCCACAGAUGAGAUGGCGGCAGGUGUCACUAGGAACUAUUACAGGGCCUCUCUGGGAGGAUCCAGUCAGGAUUACCGUGAGCAGCCAUUGGGAACGCCAUCACGGGCCUCCUUACACAGCGAGCAGAUCAAUUACCCGGAUGGUGACUGGGGUGGAGGAAUCUAUCCUGCAGCAUUAAGGGAUGACUACGAAAAGAGGCCAAAGUCAUCAUACAUUUGUCAGACAAGCCCCCAGCCAGCCAUACGGCAGCGCUCCAGAUCAGGCUCUGGCUUACAGGAGCCCAGUCUGCCCUACGGCAUCACUACCUUCAAGGCUGCACCACAUGGGCCAUACAGCUCUUACACCUACCCUCGUCUUUCUGAAAACACUUCUGCCUCCCAGAUCAUUGGCAAGGGUGAAUAUGACAGAAUGUCACGGGACGGGAGCCCGCAGGUGCCAGGAGCUGAGACGUAUCCACGUGGCCCCUUCAAACUACCUCAGAGCCAUGCCAAGAUGGGCUAUCCACCGAGCUUUCAGUACCCACCUCCUUUCCACUACAAGCCAUCACCAUACCACCACCCUCCAUCUCAGCCUAGUCCUCCAUACACCCCUCAGGGUGCCCACUCCCAGCCCUCCUCACCCUACAUCCCCCCUGGAUACUGGGGCUCCUCCUGUGAGCCUCCACCACCCUCACGUGUCUCUCAUGAGCAGUUCCGUGCUGCACUGCAGCUUGUAGUGAACCCAGGCGACCCACGUGAAUAUCUGGACAACUUCCUGAAGAUUGGCGAGGGCUCCACAGGCAUUGUGUGCAUAGCUACAGAGAAGCACAGCGGUAAGCAGGUGGCUGUCAAAAAGAUGGACCUGAGAAAACAACAGCGGCGUGAGCUGCUCUUUAAUGAGGUGGUGAUUAUGAGGGACUACCAUCAUGAAAACGUGGUGGACAUGUAUAACAGCUAUCUGGUUGGAGAUGAGCUCUGGGUGGUGAUGGAGUUCCUGGAAGGAGGGGCUUUAACAGAUAUUGUCACACACACAAGGAUGAAUGAGGAGCAGAUUGCCACAGUGUGUCUGUCAGUGUUGAAAGCCCUCUCAUAUCUCCACACGCAAGGUGUCAUCCACAGAGACAUAAAGAGUGACUCCAUCCUCCUCACUAGUGAUGGCAGGAUAAAGCUCUCUGACUUUGGCUUUUGUGCUCAAGUCUCAAAAGAUGUGCCAAAGCGAAAGUCCUUGGUUGGAACACCGUACUGGAUGGCACCCGAGGUCAUCUCCAGGCUGCCAUAUGGCACUGAGGUUGAUAUUUGGUCUCUAGGGAUCAUGGUGAUUGAGAUGGUGGACGGGGAACCACCAUAUUUCAAUGAACCUCCGCUGCAGGCCAUGAGGAGAAUCCGAGACAACCUUCCCCCUCGGCUAAAGGAAACACACAAGGUGUCAUCGGUGCUUAGAGCAUUUUUGGACCUGAUGCUGGUGAGGGAACCUUCACAGCGGGCCACAGCACAGGAGCUCUUACAGCACCCCUUCCUCAAGCUCUCAGGCCCUCCCUCGUGCAUCGUUCCUCUUAUGAGGCACUAUCGCCAUCGCUGACCAAUACAUGCAGUACACUACUACUUACCCAGUCAUAUGUAACCUGUGGAAAAAACCCACACUGACACUUGUAACCAUACGUAGUUUAGAUAACACAAAUGAUAAAGCUAUCUAUUAAUACAAAAUAAAUAAACGAAACACCACACUGCAGUGAAUUCCAUGGCCAUUAGUAGUGCCGCUGGUUUCACCGCUGGUGUCUGGAUCUUUAUUAGACAGCUAGUGACCAGGCUGUGGGAGUUAUGUGUGUGCCGUGUGUUCUGACUCCCUGGUGAGAAUUGUACUGUAGUAGCUGCAGUCUUGAGUUCAGGCAGUGGGAAGCCUCAGUAAUCCUGAUAAAGCUCAGUAAAGCUGCGCAACUGAUGAGCGACAGCCGAUCCACGGGCUCUGGCCCUGAAUGCAAAAUUAACUAAUGAUGGUUUUUCAGGAGAUAAGAGGGGCUAUACGGCAGAUUAGUAGAAAACAAAUAGGACUGUUACACUACUGAGGGAAGAGCAUCUCCUUUUUCACAUCUCUUCACACUAACAAUGAAAAUGUAUUUUAGAGGACUUGUAAGAUUUCUCUGUACAGUUUUGAUAAUCUUCAGUAUUUUGUGGUGAUGUAACCAUUGUGAUAUGGGCAGUAUUGAAUAGAAUUAAAGAGUUUCUGCAAAAGAUCUUUCCUACUGUUUAUAAUCCAUUUUUGACUAAGAUAUCCUCACUAAACACAUCCUUAGCUGUCAAAGAAACCUGAAUAUAUUUAUUUAUCCUACAUUUAUAGACAGAAAUUGCAGUGAGUGUGGAGAGAGGUGUUGCCAGAAUUUUGUAUGCUGUUUUAAAGUAUUAUUUAUUUUUGAACUGAAGCUUUAUUUUUCAGUAGUGUGGCCUUUUUUGCGUUUUUUUGUUCUCAUUUUGAAUACAUAUAAAGAGCGAUGUUGGUUAUAUCAUGCAAGCAGGCUGAAUCAGACAAGCAAUAAGAACCACAGUUACAUUCGCAUCUGUUUCUUAGUUCAAAAACAACACAUUAAGAUCAUUCUUAUUCUUUUUUUUUUUUUAAAGCACUGACAAAAUUCUACUACCUUUAAGAAUUUAUGCUCAUCCAGGAAGCAGUCACAUAAAAUCCUAGCAAUACUUACAUGCUUGACUUAUUUACAUUUCAGUGCUGAUCUUUCCUGUAAGUGGCACACGGUGUCUGUGACUCAGCCUGCGAUCCUGUUUCUAUUCCCAUUACUCACUGUGAUCUGUAAAUAUGAACAGUGUGUCUGCUUCUGGCAAAACCUGAUGAAUGGUCAGAUAUGAAUGAGUAUAUCUAACU